Pyrus x bretschneideri (Chinese white pear) is the source of this 975-nucleotide messenger RNA. RefSeq names its product protein Dr1 homolog. Lineage: Eukaryota; Viridiplantae; Streptophyta; Magnoliopsida; Rosales; Rosaceae. The record is from RefSeq and is a predicted model, not a curated record. Gene Ontology annotation, molecular function: protein heterodimerization activity. Bases 226 to 696 code for a protein of 156 amino acids. The transcript has 6 exons.
UUGUUUCGUUUGCCCUAAUCGCCUGCGAGCGAGAUCUGGCUCUCUUAUCCUGAAGAACUCAACCCCCUUCCCCUGAUAAAUCCAUAUAUUCAACACCAUGUCUCCCUUCCGAAUCGUGAUCUUCCUGCAACUCGGAUCUUCGUCGAUCGGUUGAUUCAUUCGUCGUCUACGCGGUCAGAUUCGCGCUUGCUCGCUCUCCAAUUCAACUCGGUUAUCAGGUCCAGGAUGGAUCCGAUGGACAUCGUCGGGAAGUCAAAGGAAGAUGCUUCGCUUCCGAAAGCAACCAUGACCAAAAUCAUUAAAGAGAUGUUGCCGCCAGAUGUACGUGUCGCAAGAGAUGCUCAAGAUCUUUUGAUUGAGUGUUGCGUAGAGUUUAUAAAUCUCAUCUCAUCAGAGUCUAAUGAAGUUUGUAGCAGAGAGGAGAAAAGAACAAUAGCUCCCGAGCAUGUACUCAAGGCUUUACAGGUUCUUGGGUUUAGCGAGUACAUUGAGGAAGUUUAUUCAGCAUAUGAACAACACAAGCUUGAGACUAUGCAUGACUUAUCAAAAAGUGUCAAAUGGGGGAACGGAGCAGAGAUGACAGAGGAAGAAGCCUUGGCUGAGCAACAGAGGAUGUUUGCCGAGGCACGUGCCAGAAUGAAUGGUGGAGCCACUGCGCCCAAGCAACCAGACCCUGAACAAAGUUUAGAGAGCUAACCUUAGGACCUUUUAUUUUUCGUGAACCGUAGGCAAGUAUCCUCGACUUAUCCAUUUGUGCUUCUCUUAUAUGUACAAAAGAAAGAAGAAGAAAAAACCCAUUCAGUAGGGAGUGUGCUGGCCUAUGUCCAUAUGCACGCGAAGUUGUAUUUUCUUUAUGGAUCCUUGUCUAUAAGUUCAUGUAACUAGUAAGAGAUUGUCUGACUCCUGGUGCCGCAACUGUAUGUAAUUAUUUGGCUUUGUUUAGUUAUUAGUUUGGAAAAGAGUUGUGUUCUUUUA